Hansenula ciferrii is the source of this 4236-nucleotide messenger RNA. Its product is annotated as Adenylate cyclase. Gene Ontology annotation, biological process: SCF-dependent proteasomal ubiquitin-dependent protein catabolic process. NCBI's taxonomy places the organism in Eukaryota, Fungi, Ascomycota, Saccharomycetes, Phaffomycetales, Wickerhamomycetaceae. Gene Ontology annotation, cellular component: SCF ubiquitin ligase complex. The record is from RefSeq and is a predicted model, not a curated record. Gene Ontology annotation, molecular function: protein binding. Bases 1 to 4236 code for a protein of 1411 amino acids. The transcript is spliced from 3 exons.
AUGUUUAAAACUGAAUAUAUUGUUAUGGACUUCACUGAAUUGCCCACAGAAAUCCAUUCUUUAAUAUUCAAACAAUUAUACCCAUCAGAUUUCCUAAACAUUAUUGAAAAUAUUUUGGAAUGGAGACAUUUAAUAACCUCGGAUAACUUCAAAAUAGUUACUAAUGAUGUCCCAAAACUUCAAUUGAAAUAUGGUCUUGCUGAUGAUUAUUACUUGGAUUAUAAUUGUAAUUUUGAUGAAGAAAAAGCUUAUGAUCUUGACUAUGAUUAUGAAAAAGAUAUUGAAGAUUAUGAAAAAAAUGAAAAAAAUAAUACAGUUUUAAAUGAAAACUUAUUAUUGGGUUUCAAAGGUGCAAUUUUAAUUGAAAUAUAUGUUACUUGGACAUGUAUGUUAAAAAAGUUUGAUGAAAAUUUAUUAUUACAUGAUCCUAUUGAACUCAUUUGGCAUGGAUCAGGUGUUAAUUCAAGUGUUUUCACACAUAUGUUCGAAAAAUCAGGUGAUAGAUUAAAGAAAAUCCAUGUACUUGUUGGAACUCAAAAUGAAUCUUUUGGUAAAUUAUGUAAAAGAGGUGAGAAAACUAAAGAAAUUGAAGAUGCUAAAAAAUCAGAGGAUGCUAAAGAUACGGAAACACAGGGAACUGGUUGUAAUAUUCAAAAUGAUGAUGAUAAUAAUGAUGAUACUGAUGAGCAUGACGAUGAUGAUGAAGAAGAUGAUGAUGAUGAUGAAAAGGAUGGAAGCUCUAUAUCAGAAUUUCCAAUAAAAUUACCUUCCACGAUGUUACAUAUUCCCGGUGUGAAAUCACUUAAUUUAAAUAAACUUGAAGGGUAUUCAAUCCCAUAUAUUCAAACUAUUAUGCCAGAUCUUGAUAGAAUUAAUAUCUGCUUUGAUGGAAAACUUUACUAUGAUAGUGAACUUGAUGAAGGUCCUUAUGAACCUGAUACCAUAUUGGGAUGUUUGGAAAAUUGGCGUGAAAAAUCCAAACUUGGUGAAUUCUUUGAAACAAGUAUGGGGAAACCUAUAGAUUUUCUGAAAACUUUUCAAUUGAAAUAUUUCCAUAAUAAAAAAUUCAAGUUUGAAAAAUUACAAUUAUCAAAUCUUGAGAAGUUGGUUAUUGAUUCUUCAACAAUUCAUUCAAUACAGAACUUGAAUUUACCAAAUCUUAAAACCUUGAAGGUUGAAAAAUCUGCAAUUUAUCAAAUAUCAAAUUUGAAAUUAAAUUCUUUGCAAGAGCUUUCAAUAGAUCUUAAAACACCACAUUAUUCUUUAGAAAAAGAACAAAAGAAACAAGUACACUUCACAAUUCAAAAUAUAAAGUCACAAAGUUUGAGAAAUUUUAAUCUUGUUAGUUCUUUUAAAAUUAAGAAAAUCUCAAAACUUGAUUUCCCAUCAUUACAAACUUUGGCAAUUAAAUCAACUAAUGAUUCUAAUCAGUCUUUUGAAACUAUUACAAACUCAUCAUUUCCCCAAUUGGAGAAUGUAAUUAUUGAAAAUAUUCCACUUGAUAAUUUAUACCCAUUAUUCCAAAACACUUUGAAUUUGAAGAGUAUGAAUAUAACAUCAUGUCCAGUUUUUAACCUUAUAGAAAUUGGAUCUCAAAAUUCAUUAAAAUCAUUAAUUUUAAAACAUGUGAAAUCUAUACAAGGUUUCACUGGUAUUUCAUUACCUACAUUACAAACCAUGGAAUUACAAACAACAGGUGAAACUCCUCUCACUAUGGAAAAUUGUUCAUUUGAAAACUUAAAAUCAUUAAGGAUUGAUACACACUUUAUUUUCGUUGCAACUUAUGAUUCAACUUUAUCAUUUUUAAAUAAUGAUAUCCCACAGCUUCAAAAAUUAUUCAUAUCAGGUUAUGAAAUAACAAAUCAUUUCACAACAACACCAUACCCAGCUUUAGAAAGCUUAACAAUUGAUAGAAUUGAAUCCAUAGAGAUUUCUCCAAGUGAAACAUUGAAUACUCUAGAUCUUUCAGAAAAUUUUACCACACUAAAUUUAACCAAGAGUGAUGAAUUACCUAAUUUAAAAGAAUAUAAAGAAGCUAGUAUAAUGGACAAGUUAAGAAAACAUUUCAAAAAAGCAAAAGUUGAUUUUAAUCAAGAUGCACAAUAUGAUUUACUUAAAUAUAUGAUUACAAAGGAGUCGGACCUGGUGAUGAUAUGGCAUGAAGUACCUGAAUUAAGACAUAUAAUUACCCCUGAUACACUUCAAAUUGUUACAAAUCAUAUUCCUUAUGAAGAUGAUGACAUAUAUACUCCGUUACCAGAAUAUUUACAAAAGGCUGCGGACAAACUUCAUAAAUACAGAAAUAGAAAGUAUAAGUUACCUGAAGAUUUCUAUAUUCCUUAUAAAUGUGAGCUAUAUGAGACAGUUGAUUCUGAUGAUGAUUUUGAUGAAUUUAGGCAAAGGUUAACAGAUGCUUUAAAUCCAAUUUUUUUGAAAUAUUUUGAAGGAUCAUUAUUAGUUGAAAUUUAUCAUAAUGGUUGGGAUUCAGAAUUGAAAUAUAUUGAUAAAUGCAUAUUGAAACAUGACCCGGUUGAAGUGUUUAUUGAUACACCAAUGUUAACGAAAAAGUUUCAUGAACACAUGUUGAAACAAGGUGGUGAUAGAUUGAAACGUGUUACUUUCAAUGAUUUAGAUCCUCCUUUGAAUUCGCUUCCUCCUCCAAAUACACCACCAAAUCUAUUUCGCACAACGGGUAUUAAAGAUAUUUAUUUGAGUGAGUUCAAUGGGUAUACUUUCUCUGAGAUGUAUGACUUCGCUCCAGAUUUAAAAUCACUACACAUAAAAUUUAAAGAUAAGCAUGUUCAUGGUGAUGAAUGUGAAUGGGGUUAUAGACGCGAGAAUUGUUACGUUAGAACUAAAUUUGGUUUGAUAGAAAAUGAACUGCCGCAUGAAAACUCGGUUUUGACUAGAUUUUUCUCCACAGAAGUUGGUAUUAAUCCAUCUGGGUGUAUGCAAAAUUUAAAAUUUCUUAAAUUGAAACAUUUCCAUAAUAAGAAUUAUAAAUUUGGGAACUUUGAUUUACCAAAUCUUGAACAAUUGAAAAUUGAAUCAUGUACACUAAAUUCAAUACAGAAUAUGGACUUACCAAAGCUAGUGGGUUUUAAGAUUGAAAGGGUAGCAUUGUUCGAAAUUUCAAAUCUCAAAUUGAAUUCAUUGCAGAGCUUUUUUCCCCGUGUUUCAUCACCACAUUUAUCUAUGGAAGAACGUCAAAAGAGUACUUUUAAGUUAACUUUACAAAACAUAGAAUCACACAAAUUGAGAGAACUAGUUAUAAGAUGUUCAUUCAAGAUUGAAAAACUAUCAAACUUAACAUUUCCAUUAUUGAAAAGUUUUACUUUAGCACCACCAUUAGAAGAAAAAUCACCUUUUGCUUAUGAUAAUCAUGAAGAAAAAUCACCUUUUGUUUAUCAUCAUCGUGAAGAGUUUGGUGAAGCUCUCAAAGGCUGUGAAUAUCUUUAUGAGAUGACUUUAGUAAACUGCAUGGAGAUUUUGAGACCACAAACUAAUUUUCCUAAUGUUACUAAUUUAUCAAUUACAAACCAGCAAGAACCAGAUAUCUCAUCCGAAGAGAGAGCCAUUAAUGCAACAUUUCCCAAAUUACACGAAUUACGCUUGGUGAAAGUGUCACUUCAUAGAAAUUUUAAAAAUUUGUUGGAAGAGUCACCCAAAUUGGAAGAACUUGAAUUGACUACAUGUUCUGGAAUUGAUGUUAAAACUUUGAACACACACCCAGGAUUGAAAAACUUACGCAUAAAAGAUCCUAUCCACUUGUAUCCGUGGCAAAAUAUAUCACUUCCUAAUCUUGAAGUGUUAAAUAUAGUUGCUUAUAGUGGGGAUGACUUAGUUAUUGAAAAUUGUUCAUUUGAAAGUCUCACACAUGUGGAAGUUAAAUCCAAUGAUGAUAUGGCGUAUGAUGGAAAAUUAACUUUUGUUGGGAAUAACAUUCCUAUACUUGACACUGUAACUUUACAUGGAUAUAAGAUUGAACAUCAAAUAUCUACUGAACCGUAUCCAAAAUUGAAAAAGAUUGCUGCGAAUAGGAUUAUGCAUUCGUUGAAAGUUGUGUCAAGUGAACUCUUGAGGACAAUAGACUUAACAAGAAAUUUUGAAGAUAUUAAUGUGGAAUUAAGUGACAAUUUACCAGGUUUAAAGUUCUUUAAAAAACCAACAUUGACACAAGCUCAAGCACAAAAACGAAGAAAGGGUGGUUAUAGAAGGAGACAAAAGACAGUUUGA